UCACCCUUCGAGUGAAAUGACAUUUCCUCUUAGCCACUUUUUCCUCUAGCAAAGCCGCCAUCUGAGAAAGAACAAAUGGUGACCCGCUUUGGAAAAACUUUUAUUCCGGGUAACGGGCUGUUUUAUACAAAGUUUGAAGUCAUAAAACGAGUUGAAAGGAGAAUGCUGACGUUUGUUUUAGAAUGCUUCCCUUUUGGCCGGCGUGCUGACACGCCUGAAAUCCCAGCUCAGGAGGCAAAGGAAUGGGAAUCAUUGCAAACUCGAGGCCGGCAUGGUCUGCAUCUAGUGAGUUCAGGGGAACACGCAGAAAGAGAGACGCGAUCUCAAAAUAACUCCAAAAAUGCUUCCUUCCUUUUAAGCACACUGAACGGAAAUUACUACAAUCAAGGUGAGAUUCGAAAGAAAGAACUUCUGCAAAGCUGUGCUGUUUUGGGGAUUCCACCUUCCCGUGUAAUGAUUAUUGACAAGAGGGAGUUUCCAGAUGAUCCAGAAGUGCAGUGGGACGUGGAGCAUGUGGCCAGCACCCUCCUUCAGCACAUACAUGCCAAUGGCACUGACCUGGUGGUGACUUUUGAUGCAGAAGGAGUCAGUGGUCACAGCAACCAUAUUGCUUUGUACAAAGCUGUGAGGGCCCUGCACUCAGGAGGGAAGCUGCCUAAAGGGUGCUCUGUGCUCACGCUCCAGUCUGUGAACCUGCUCCGGAAGUUCGUCUUCCUCCUGGAUCUGCCCUGGACUCUACUCUCGCCCCAGGAUGUUCUCUUUGUGCUCACCAGCAAAGAAGUGGCACAGGCCAAGAAAGCCAUGUCCUGCCACUGCAGUCAGCUCCUCUGGUUCCGAUACCUCUACGUCCUCUUCUCCAGAUACAUGAGAAUCAACUCACUGCAGUUCCUCUGAAGCCUUGGAGAGUGGUCAGACCCUCAGAACAAGAGGGAGAAGCAGAGCAAGAAGUCCCCUGCCCGGGCUUAGGGCUGAUUUACCUGCCUGACCCAGGGAAACCCCAGCAAAGCAGUGUCUGCCAAACAGGGACCACAUGAACAAUGGAUCACCCCAACCCAGCUUCCUCUUCUGGGGAAAACCUGCCAAAACCAAGCCUACACCAACACAAUAAUAGCCACCCCACUAAUUUACCAAUAGUUUGCAUGAUAACAGAGUUUGCACCAGACAUCCAGCAAAACCUAGGGAAGUUAUCUUUACCACAAAUGUGUGUAAAUGUGCCAUAGAACUAGUUCAAAGGUGUGAUGUUUACAUGGCUUCCAGACCAGGCUGUUUUGGUCAGUCUUCUGUUCCUGUAGGUGAAACACCACUCACAGGGCAUCUGCAGACCUGCAGUUUUCUUGGAUCACAGUUCUGUUUUUGUUUUGUUUUGU
Molecule: messenger RNA, 1367 nt
Organism: Mus caroli (Ryukyu mouse)
Lineage: Eukaryota; Metazoa; Chordata; Mammalia; Rodentia; Muridae
Source: RefSeq, a predicted model, not a curated record